UGUCAAAUUUUAUUGAAUCUUGUCGUGUCUCUUGUCUGCGCAUCUGGUUUUUUGUCAAACAAUACAGAUUUUUAGUAUAUAAAAUCUCCAAUCCAAUCUUAAUUCAUUAAGAUUUAUUAAUUGUUAACAUUACUUAUACAUACAGAGUAAUAAGACAAUUUUUUCCGUUUGGUAUUUUCUAGGUUUGUUCACUUGCCCUGAGUUAGUGCAUAGCUCAUUCUUCAAACAUGGAAUUGUUGCAGGGCUCGAGCCUGGCGGCCAGCAUGCUGCCCGGGUACGCCGCCGCCUUCGGGCAGCCGUACGAGCCGCCCGCGCCCCCCGCGGCCCCCGCGGCCCCCGCGCCGCCGCCCGAGCCGGCCCCGCCCGCCGCGCCGCCCGCGCCCGCCCCGCCCGUGCCCAGCUCGUUCCUGCCGGCCGCCAUCUACGACAUCCACCAACUCGGCGAGGUCUACACCGGAUCGCGCGGCGUGCUGCCCGCGCUGCUGGCGGCCCCGCCGCGCGCCGCCGCCGACCACGCCGACCAGCUCGCGCGCGCCAAGAAGUACGCCAUGGAGCAGAGCAUCAAGAUGGUGCUGAUGAAGCAGACGCUGGCGCACCAGCAGCAGCAGAUGGCGUCGCAGCGCACGCAGGUGCAGCGGCAGCAGGCGCUCGCGCUCAUGUGCAGGGUGUACGUGGGCUCGAUCUCGUUCGAGCUGAAGGAGGACACGAUCCGGCAGGCGUUCCUGCCGUUCGGGCCGAUCAAGUCCAUCAACAUGUCGUGGGACCCGGUCACGCAGAAGCACAAGGGGUUCGCCUUCGUCGAGUACGAGAUCCCCGAGGCGGCGCAGCUGUCGCUGGAGCAGAUGAACGGUGUCAUGCUGGGCGGACGUAACAUCAAGGUGGUGGGCCGUCCGUCCAACAUGCCGCAGGCGCAGGCCGUCAUAGACGAGAUCCAGGAGGAGGCCAAGCUCUACAACCGCAUCUACGUGGCCUCCGUGCACCCCGAGCUCACCGAGGACGACAUCAAGAAUGUGUUCGAGGCGUUCGGGCCGGUCUCCUACUGCCAGCUGGCGCGCGGCGGCUCGGCGCAGCGGCACAAGGGCUACGGCUUCAUCGAGUACGGCACGCUCGGAGCCGCGCUAGAGGCCAUAGCCAGCAUGAACCUGUUCGACCUGGGCGGGCAGUACCUGCGCGUGGGGCGCGCCAUCACGCCGCCCGCCGCGCUGGCGCCGUCGCCGCCGCUGGCCGCGCUGCCCGCCGCCGCCGCCGUCGCCGCCGCCGCCGCCACCGCCAAGAUACAGGCGAUGGACGCGGUGGCGAGCAACGCGGUGGCGCUGCACCUCACGAAGCUGUCUGCGCUGGGCGUGUCCCCCCCCGCGCUGCCCCUCUCCGCGCCCCUCACCGCGUCGCUGACCGCCCCCCUCGCGUCCCUCCCCGCGUCCCUCGCUCUCCCCGCCGCGCCCCUCGCGCCACUGGCCGCCGUGCUGCCGCCGCCGGGCGUCGUCAUCCCGCCCGCGGUCCCGGCCGGCCCCGCCCCCGCGCCCGCCCCCGCUCCCCCCGCGCCCGCCCCCGCGCCCCCCUCGCCCCCCGCCGGCGCCGCGCUGCGCAAGCUGCUGGACGCCGAGCCCGACACGCUGCAGCAGCAGGAGUCGCUGUCCAUCUCCGGCCAGUCCGCGCGCCACCUCGUCAUGCAGCGGCUGAUGCGGCGGCGCGCGUCGCGCACCGUGCUGCUGUGCAACAUGGUGUCGCCCGAGGAGGUGGACUCUGCACUGCACCACGAGAUCCAGGAGGAGUGCGGCAAGUGGGGGGCGGUGGCGCGCCUCGUCAUCUACCACGAGCGGGACGACGACGCGCCCGCCGCCGCCCGGGUCAAGAUCUUCGUGCAGUUCGAGGACUCCGCGCAGGCGGGCGCGGCGGCGGCGGCGCUGAACGGGCGCUACUUCGGCGGCCGCACCGUGCGCGCCUCGCUCUACGACCAGGAGCUGUUCGACCACGGCGACCUCACGCACUGAGACCACCUUAUACACUUGUAAUGUAACCACUCCGACGGCAAUGAGCUCAUGACAUGUAGGCAGUCGACGGUUGAGAGGGUAUAGGCGUGAUACUAUUUAUACUUGUAAAAAUAUAGCAUGAAACCUAUGCGACAGUUUAUACCUGUAGAAUAAAGUUUGUUUGCCCUUGAAAAUCGACAAAUGACAGAUGAAUUGUAUGGUUUUCACAGCUGUCAUAGGUCUCAUGCUAUAUUUUACUAAGUAUAAUUCAAUGUUUGAGCCUUCAACACAAAUUCAUCAGCUAUGCCUAUGCAUAAAAGCGAUAAGAGAUUAUGUAGUUAUGUCACUUCGUAUAGUAACAGACUGUUCAGUACAGAGCGCCGGUGACGGUGCGCUCCCAUGAUAAACUCUUUGACAUGUUGAUUAUUUUAUACUGGUAAUAAACUUUUUCUAUGAUUUCGAUGUAAUCGAAGAGUGAUACGGUUUCUCCUGAUGUAUUACUCACUUAAUACAUAUUUCUUACAAUCUCUGUAAACAUUUUAUAGUUAGAUAAAAAUAUAUUUCAAAUGAUUUGACACUGAAUUUGUUAACUUCUGUAACCAAACGAUAAUCUUUCGAGUCUGUCAGUCCAUUGUAUGUUACCAAUUUCACAUGUAAUUUUAGUUAUUCAGACGAAAUUAAUUUAUAGUUAUGUUUCCAUGAGUGAAUACUGAAAAUCUUUCCUAAUAUAUUUUCUUACGAUUUUGUGUCAUAAGUAUAUUUUCUUACACUCUUUUAGGCGCUAAAUAUUGUCAAAUGAAUGUACCUAUUGAAUAAUUUUUUUGUAAUUAAAUCUGAUGAAAUAUUGCUGGUCCCUUCGAAGUGUAAAAUGGUUAGAUCAUACAUUAUUAUAUAGGUGUUGUAUAUUAGUAUGGAGCUAGUUGUGAAUUAAUCUUCAGCAAUAAUAGAUGUUUACUAUCUGUCUUAUGUACGAUAUGCCUUACGAGUGUGAGUGAAGCGCUGCCACGUGUGCACCUACUUGUAUUAGUGGAGCGAGAGAGACUUAUCGGAUGCUAUCCUGACUAACAUAAUUUUGUAAUUACUUUUAGUUUGUACGGUACGAACAUUUGUGCGGCGUGCAUCCUGUUGCCAGGGAGGUCACUACAGCUUAUGUUAAACGAACGAAAGUAAAUCUGUCGAUACAAAGCCAGAAGUACUAGGUAAUAUCACAUGCAUGCUAUCCUGGUAUGAAAAAAUAUCGUGGUGGAUCUAACCACGAUCUAUGUCUUGAUUGUUUUAGGCAUACUUAUUGCAUGUCAGCUGUCGUUCGUUCGUUUAUUAUAAGCUCCAGUGAUUCCAGACUUGAGACGCGAGGGUGGAUGUACCAGACAUUUGUACUGCUUUAUAAUACAUAGGAACUACGUUUUAGUUUACUCAUACGGUUAGAUACGUGUAAAGAAUCGAAUAAGUAUUGUAAAUAAAUAAGUUUAACAAAAUAAA
Messenger RNA from Plutella xylostella (diamondback moth), 3449 nucleotides. Lineage: Eukaryota; Metazoa; Arthropoda; Insecta; Lepidoptera; Plutellidae. The record is from RefSeq and is a predicted model, not a curated record.